AUGAAGGUAGCCAGGGGGCUGGUCCCAGAGGAGGGCGCGGCGGCUGGCGGGGUGGGCGCGGGGCAGCAGAGGAAGGGCGCGCGCAUUCUGGCUGCUGAGACCUUCGCUCACCACGCCCCUCUGCCCGACUACCUCGACCACAUCCCCCACUGCCAGGCCCUCGCCACCAGUACGCAGCCCUGCUCCCUCCUCUCCCUCUCUUCCCAGCCUUGCUUCCUUAGCUCUGCUGUUCCUUUCUUCUCACGGUGUGUUCCUGCUCUCCUUGCCUCUCAUUUCUCUGCUCUCCUUGCCUCUCAUUUCUCUGCUCUCCUUGCCUCUCAUUUCUCUGCUCUCCUUGCCUCUCAUUUCUCUGCACUCCUUGCCUCUCAUUCUAUUCCUUUCUUCCCCCCCCCCUCCCUUCCCACCCCCUCAAAUCCUGCCUACUCUCCAACGUGUGGGCGCACGACGGUGACGAUCCGGUCGCAGUACCUGGGGCCGUACGACAUGCACAACGACAUCUACAACAUGACCUUCUACAACGGCUGCGCCUACAAGGUCACCAGCCCGCUACGCGUGUGGCAGUGCUUCAACUUCGGCAACGUGUGGGAGGGCGUCCUCUCCAACCCCGCGCCCAACCCCACGCAGUACCAGACAGGCGACAUUUUCGUGCAGACCUUGCCGGGCUACUGUGAGAUGCGCCUGAACCGCGGUGCCAGCGGCAAAUUGCAGAUGCUCCCCAGGGAGACGGUGAACAUUGUGUAUGCGUACACGUGGGACUUCCGGCCCUGCGUGCAGGAGCUGCGGUUCGGCAACGGCAACUGCUACUCCAUGACCAACACCACUGAGUGCCAGCUCACCGUGGGCCCCUCGUACUGCAUCGUGGAUAGUGUUCGUGAUUAUUGUUCCAUGUGGUGUAGCACAAGGUUUGGGUGA
Molecule: messenger RNA, 912 nt
Organism: Closterium sp. Yama58-4
Lineage: Eukaryota; Viridiplantae; Streptophyta; Zygnematophyceae; Desmidiales; Closteriaceae
Source: the annotation of a GenBank genome assembly